AAAUUCACACAUAUGGUUCUUUCACUUCGCCAUUUGCCGCUAUUUUGUUGUAAUUAUAUGCUUUAUAUUCAUAUAAAGCACUCUAUUGAACCGUUUUUUAUGCAACUCUGUGAUAAAUGCAUCUGCGUGUGCGAACGUUUGACAGCUUUUGUAAUCUGUAAAGUCAUUGCAAAUACCGAGAAAAAAGAAGAAAAAUUUUGAUUUUAUUAAAAUUUUCUAAAUUGUUAUCUAAAAAUGCCGGACUAUUUGGGCGAUGAUCAACGAAAAAUUAAGCAUGAAGAGAAAGAGGAUAAAGAAAUAAAAUCUCUGGAUGAGGGAGAUAUUGAACUAUUGAAGACUUACGGCCAAAGUCAAUAUCAUAAAGCCAUUAAAAUUAUUGAGGAAGAUAUACAAAAAGCUGUUAAGCAAGUCAAUGAAUUAACUGGUAUUAAGGAAAGCGAUACUGGUUUAGCACCACCCGCUCUAUGGGAUUUGGCAGCUGACAAACAAAUCCUGCAGAACGAACAACCUCUCCAAGUAGCGCGUUGCACUAAGAUAAUAAACGCCGAUUCAGAUGAUCCGAAAUAUAUUAUUAAUGUUAAGCAAUUUGCAAAAUUUGUGGUUGAUUUGGCUGACUCAGUCGCGCCCACUGAUAUAGAAGAGGGCAUGCGUGUAGGGGUAGAUCGUAAUAAAUAUCAGAUUCAUAUUCCCCUACCACCCAAAAUUGAUCCCACCGUAACUAUGAUGCAAGUGGAAGAUAAGCCAGAUGUAACUUACAGUGAUGUGGGUGGUUGUAAAGAGCAAAUAGAAAAGCUAAGAGAAGUGGUGGAGACUCCAUUACUGCAUCCGGAAAAAUUUGUCAACUUGGGUAUAGAACCGCCUAAAGGUGUUUUAUUAUUCGGUCCACCGGGUACAGGAAAAACAUUAUGCGCUAGGGCUGUAGCGAAUCGUACUGAUGCCUGCUUUAUACGUGUAAUUGGCUCCGAGCUGGUGCAGAAGUAUGUGGGCGAAGGAGCUCGUAUGGUAAGAGAGUUGUUUGAAAUGGCUCGUUCCAAAAAGGCUUGUCUUAUAUUUUUCGAUGAAAUUGAUGCUAUCGGAGGAGCACGUUUCGAUGACGGUGCUGGCGGCGAUAAUGAAGUGCAACGUACAAUGUUGGAAUUGAUAAAUCAGUUGGACGGUUUUGAUCCACGAGGUAAUAUUAAAGUGUUAAUGGCUACCAAUCGUCCAGAUACUCUGGAUCCAGCGUUGAUGCGCCCGGGGCGUUUAGAUCGCAAGGUGGAGUUUGGUUUGCCGGAUUUGGAAGGACGUACGCACAUCUUUAAGAUACACGCUCGCUCAAUGUCCGUAGAACGUGACAUACGUUUUGAAUUAUUAGCACGACUAUGUCCCAAUUCUACUGGAGCUGAAAUACGAUCCGUAUGUACGGAAGCUGGCAUGUUUGCUAUACGCGCUCGACGCAAAGUAGCUACCGAGAAAGAUUUCUUGGAAGCAGUUAACAAAGUUAUUAAGAGUUAUGCCAAGUUCAGUGCUACGCCACGUUACAUGACUUACAAUUAAUUUGCUUAAAGUUUGUAUUUAAGACUUGUUGUGAGGCAAUCGCUUUUCGAAAAAUUUAUAUUCAGAAUAAAUUCCCAAAUCUAUGAGUCAAAAAAUA
Messenger RNA from Glossina fuscipes, 1633 nucleotides. RefSeq names its product 26S proteasome regulatory subunit 7 (gene Rpt1). Gene Ontology annotation, biological process: proteasome-mediated ubiquitin-dependent protein catabolic process. The transcript has a single exon. Gene Ontology annotation, molecular function: ATP binding; proteasome-activating activity; ATP hydrolysis activity. The coding region runs from base 235 to 1536 and encodes 433 amino acids. Gene Ontology annotation, cellular component: proteasome regulatory particle, base subcomplex. The record is from RefSeq and is a predicted model, not a curated record. NCBI's taxonomy places the organism in Eukaryota, Metazoa, Arthropoda, Insecta, Diptera, Glossinidae.